This is a messenger RNA of Olea europaea var. sylvestris, 1700 nucleotides long. RefSeq names its product replication protein A 70 kDa DNA-binding subunit B-like. The record is from RefSeq and is a predicted model, not a curated record. The coding region runs from base 177 to 1433 and encodes 418 amino acids. NCBI's taxonomy places the organism in Eukaryota, Viridiplantae, Streptophyta, Magnoliopsida, Lamiales, Oleaceae. The transcript is spliced from 11 exons.
GUUUGUCAACUUGAGGAUUUUAGAGCAGAUUUUAGCAAUGCCAAACAUUAUCAUCAUCAGAUGUGGAAAUGCUUACGUUAUGAUGCCAAAUCAAAUCAAGGUUCGCAUACGAUGAGUAUGCGUCUGAGGAGGAGUCUGAUAGCGAACCUGAAUCAUCUUCUAAGCAGUUGAUAUAGAUGGCAGAAUAUAAACUCAUACCUGACAUCAAACCUGGAGAAUCUGGCUGGACUGUAAAGGCAGUAGUUUCAGAAAAAUGCUCUCCCACCAAAGCUAGAAAUAGUCCAUUGAAAUACCAACACAUUUGGUUAAUGGACCCUAAGGGAAACAAAGUUCAGGCCACGUUAUUCGACAGCUCGAUCACAGCGUUUGAAGACACCUUACUACUGCACAAAACAUACCUCAUCUCAAAUGCACAAGUUAAAGAAACAGCUACAUACUAUAGAGCCCAGCUUGGUCACAUUCGAUGGACAAUCAAUGCAAAAACCAACAUCGUUGAAGUUGACGAACAAUUUAACUCUCUCCUUUCAUCAACUUACAACUUCAUAUCAUUCGAAAAUCUUCAGCGCUACAUGGACACAAAUGCAGAAAUCAGCAUCAUUGGAAUAGCAGUCGACAUCUUCCCCAAAAGAGUAAUUCAAAUUCGUGACAACCAAUCAACAGUACAAGAUGUCAUUCUCAUGAACGAAAGGUUCGAAACACGCAUGCUUCAGAUGUGGGACAAUUUCGUUGCAAAUGAAUGUAAUACCAUCCACAACACAAUCACCAAAAAACCAAUUGUUGUGAGCAACAGAUUAAGAGUAACUUCUUUCAAUGGAAUAUCUGUCUCUACAAAAAUGAACUCAUCAAUACUCAUUAAUCCCUCAUUUGAGCAAGUUGUAGAACUAAAGCACUGGCUAGAAGAGAACAUCAUCACAAUAAAUGACAUCGUGACAAGAAAAGCUUAUAUCUUCCCCACAUCCACCACAAUUUCUUGCCCACCAGAAGAAAAGUUAAUCAACAUCAAACAGCUACAACAUAUGCCUUCUGUAAAUGAAACUUAUUUUUGUAGAUUUUGCAAGCACAAUUAUGCUACACCGACUCCAAGAGCAAGAGCAAUCGUUCAGUUGCAGGACUACACAGGCUCAAUCACAGCAUCAAUUAUUGGAAAACCGGCUGAAACAUUCCUCAACUGCCCAGCAACAGAAUUGAUGAAACAAAGUUCUAAUGAACAUAUGGAGAGCAGCUCUACAAUUCCAGCAACAACUCCACGUGAGCACAUCGUAUACAUCAAAGCUGGAAAUAUAGAGACAACCACUAACAAGCCACCAUAUGAAGUCAUCUUCAUCCUUGACUCACACCUCCAAGAUGACAACCAAUUACCUGCCAACAUCACACAACCAAGCACUACACAUGAAGCUCCCAAACAUGUAGAUAAAAAACAGAAGCAAGAGUAGCUGUUGAAGACCUGAAAAUACAUAUUUUGUAUUUCUUUUGCACACUUGUGUCCACAAUCCAACAUACCAGAUUCCCAGCAUCUCUAUCUGCCAUACUAAAUUUUGUUCAUUGUCCAUAUUAACAUAUUAGAAACCAUGUACCCAAAUACGGCAUGUAACAUCUCUGUGUAUGGCACCUAAGAACUCUGUUUUGUACUUCAUAUUACUAUUGCCAAUGUAACUACUUGUGGACACAUUUUAUAUAAUCUAAUGUAAUCAUCCUUCUAA